UGUGUCUGGUGGCAGCUCUCUGAUGGCUCGUACAAAGCAGACGGCGCGCAAGUCGACGGGCGGGAAGGCGCCCCGCAAGCAGCUGGCCACCAAGGCGGCCCGCAAGAGCGCGCCGGCCACGGGCGGCGUGAAGAAGCCGCACCGGUACCGGCCCGGCACGGUGGCGCUGCGCGAGAUCCGGCGCUACCAGAAGUCGACGGAGCUGCUGAUCCGCAAGCUGCCCUUCCAGCGGCUGGUGCGCGAGAUCGCGCAGGACUUCAAGACCGACCUGCGCUUCCAGAGCUCGGCCGUGAUGGCGCUGCAGGAGGCGAGCGAGGCCUACCUGGUGGGGCUGUUCGAGGACACCAACCUGUGCGCCAUCCACGCCAAGCGCGUCACCAUCAUGCCCAAGGACAUCCAGCUGGCCCGGCGCAUCCGCGGCGAGCGCGCCUGAGCUUCCUGCCGCAGGUUCACCCUCUGUCAUCCUGAGCUUAGUUUCCGCACCCUAAAGGCUCUUAUAAGAGCCACCACAUUGCACAAGAGAGCUGGAACACGGUCUUAACGCUUAUAGACAAGGCUUAAUCGUUCUCUUUUAAGGUAGUGUAAGCUUUUGAAUCAGUUGCUAGCACUCGUACGAUUUAAUUUGUUCCCUGUUCUGUGCCCUGCUGCUUUUUCUCGACACCAGUCAAAAGAUCUGUGCAAGAUCCUGCAGUUCAGUUCCUGCAGUGCCAGUCAAAAAUUCCUAAGCAGACACCUGAAACUGAUUGUUAGUAAUGUGUUUUUUUGUCUUUUUUAUUUUUUUUUUUUCCGGGAGGGUGUUUGAUUUUGUGUUAUGUUUGGUUGUUUGUUAGUGGUGUGUGUGUGUGGGGGGGUUGUUUAUUUUUGUUUGCUUUGGUUUUUGUGGGUUUUUUGUUUCUUGUUGUGAGUGGCUUGGAAAUGCAUAUUCCACUGUAGAGAAUUAACCGCAUAAAUCCAAAAAGUGAGCUCAGAUAAUGAAAAUGAGUACUCUGUUUAAUAAAGUGGGCAAAGGUUAUUAACAUGGAAAAACCUGAUUAUGACACAAAUCCUACAAUUAUUCCCUGUGCACAUCCCCAGACUUGGUGCUUCCUUUAAUACACUUCAUUUGUAAUAGCUUUUAUGACGCAGUGUAAGUUUUUAUUUUUAAGCACUGUGGAAGGCAUAACCUCACUUAGUAUUUGAAGAUAAGCUUCCAAUGGCUUUUUAUGAAGGAAAAAUUGUUGGAAGUAUAAUCAUUGCUUUUACUGUUAUGUACUCUAAAAGUCCUAACACUGUACUAGAUACCUGACAGUCCUACUUCUCUACCAUAUGGAUAAAGCAAAUUUGCUAAGAUGAUAAGCCUGGUGCAAGGAAUAAAAAUAGGAAAUUCAAUUAAUUAGCCUAUUUUUAAUUUAUAUUCUUAAUUUUAUUUGGUUUUAGAACCUGUUGGAUGUUUUUGGGGAAGUUUCACCCCCCCACACCUCCUCCCAUUUUCCAAAUAAAUGGAGAGCACCAGCUCAGGAUAAAGUUUCGUGGC
Apus apus (common swift) is the source of this 1513-nucleotide messenger RNA. RefSeq names its product histone H3. Gene Ontology annotation, cellular component: nucleosome. The record is from RefSeq and is a predicted model, not a curated record. Gene Ontology annotation, molecular function: DNA binding; structural constituent of chromatin; protein heterodimerization activity. The transcript has a single exon. NCBI's taxonomy places the organism in Eukaryota, Metazoa, Chordata, Aves, Apodiformes, Apodidae. Bases 23 to 433 code for a protein of 136 amino acids.